AUGAAUCCUUCUACUACCUGCAUUACUGAUGCCAAGAUCCGCCGCGAAAGCUGGGGUUGCUUGGAUGAAUCUCGAAUGUCAGAGCCCUCUGUCAUGGCCAAUGACAGCUACGCCCAAGAACAUCGUCGCAGCCGCGGUUCUCUCGAUCGCAGUGGAGGCAGCAGUUGCAGCAGCGACGAUGAUAGCCGACCGACCCAUGACGUUCACGAUCGUCGCAGCAGUUGGGGAGACUUGGAUUCUCUCCUUUCCGACUUCCAUGCCACCAUGAUGCCCGCCAGUUCCAAGCCCAACUUGGAUUCCAUCACGGAAGCCACGGCUGCCGAAGAAGAGGCGAAGGCCAAGCGCCGUGCCAACCGAAGGAGAAAGAAGGAAGCCGAUGGCAGUCUCCGAAGCAGCACCGGCAGCACUAGUUCCACCAAGUCCUCGGGAGGUUCUCGUCGCGAUGAACUGAGGCGCAAGAUCAGCCGAAAGCGCCUCAGCGCGAGCAAGCUUGAUUGUUAG
Messenger RNA from Seminavis robusta, 501 nucleotides. NCBI's taxonomy places the organism in Eukaryota, Bacillariophyta, Bacillariophyceae, Naviculales, Naviculaceae. The record is from the annotation of a GenBank genome assembly.